AUACCGUCGUUCUAACCCCGGAUCACAUUCAUCUCGACAGCGGGAGAUCAAUCCCCCGACCUUCGUCCCCGCAUUCAACGGAAGGGUUGGCUUGUACAGAAGGUAUGACGUUGUUUCUCUCCGAUCGUGCUCUGUGCAGCAAACACUGAUGCAGUCCAAGUGCCGAGAGCACAGCGUCGAGAAGUGGUGGUGAUGCAAUUCUCACAUCCAUGUGUGGGUUGGGAGAGGAGGAGGAAGUGAUCGAUUGGUGAAAACGCAACAUGGGAAUUCACGAGAACGGGAAGACGCCGCACGAGAACGGGAAGGUGAGCUACGAUGCGAGACUGGAGUACGCGAGGCUGUUCAUACGGGAUUCUCUGGAGGAGAUAGAUCCCGAGCUGCCGGGGUUUCUGCGGAAAUUGCAGGACGUCGGGGCGAGCGAGUGCUGGCACAAGCACGGGACAUUCUACGAGCAUCUGUUUAAUGUCUACCGCAACCUGAAGCUCUGGAACGCCGCCGACGCCGUGGCACGCUGCGGCCUCUUCCAUUCCGCCUACUCCAACUCGUACGUGAAUUUGGCCAUCUUCGCUCCCAACACCGACCGCCAGGUGGUGCGCGAUCUCAUCGGACCCGAAGCCGAGGAGCUCGUGCACUGGUUCUGCAUUGUACCCAGACAGCAGGUCGUGUUCGACAUGCUCCUGUUCAAGUUCACCGACGAGCAAUUGCUGCAGCGCCUCAAGGACGUCAGAGAGUCGAGCGAUUUAGCGACGAGCCAGCCUCUCGUUCCUCCCGGAGGAUUCACAGUCAGCAACAUUCGAACCGGAGAAGAUUUGCAGGUCCCACGGAAUCUGAUCGCGAUUUUUCUCAUUCUCACCAUGGCUGACGCCAUCGACCAGUAUUAUGGGUGGCAGGAUGAUUUAUUCGAUAAUCGAGACGGGGAGAGUUCGUUUUCGGGCGACCAGUGGACUGCAUUGUGGCCCGGAGAUGGAAGACCCGGACGCUGGGCGAGCAGUAUUUCUCGAAUGGGCGUGCUUUUGAACAUUCUUCUGCACGAAGAGGCGGCGUACAAGGAGAGGGAGGAGAGGGAGGGCAGGGGGGAGGCGUGGAAGAGCCGGCUGUUCGCAGGCAUCCCCGUGGCCGUGCCUCCGAUUUUCGAGAGCUGCACCGUGAUCGUGUCCCCUGCCGAUCAAGUCGAGGCCGUCAGGCUCUACUGGCAGGCCUUUCCUCUCGACGCCAAGGGGAAGCCGCAAUCCGCAGCCACGCUCAAGCCAUUGCUGCGGCAGGUCUCGCAGCUGAACCCUCACUUCGCUGAACCUCACGUGGCCUUGACUCAAGUGCUUCUGGGCGAGGGGGAGUACGAGGAAGCCGAGAAGGAAAUUGCCCAAGGCCUGAAGCUCUUGAUGGAAUGGGGCACUCAAUGGGACAAGCGCAUGAGCUGGGAAGGUUGGAUCUCGUGGGCUCGCGUCUUGCAGCUCAAUGCUAAGCAGAAGACUUGGACGAGAAGUGCAUGGGGCAUCAACUCGCUGGGUAUGGUAAAUUAAUCACUUCAUGUCCAGAGUCCGAAUCCGGGCGAAUUGCUUCUUCCACUUCUUCCGACGAAAUGCCUUUUGGGCCAUACUAAGAGUUGCUAUACGAGAGAAAAGGCGAAGUUCUUCAUAGACUGAACUAGCUGUAGAAUGUGCUUUUAUCCGUGUGCCUGCCCGCAUCGUGUACAUACUUAAUUUAUCGAGUUCAUACUUGAAUCGGGUCCUUGUCCCGAUCCUUUGUAAUCUAUUUGUUAAAUUAUGAGAACCAGAAUUCAAGUUUGCAGUC
Messenger RNA from Marchantia polymorpha subsp. ruderalis, 1791 nucleotides. Lineage: Eukaryota; Viridiplantae; Streptophyta; Marchantiopsida; Marchantiales; Marchantiaceae. The record is from the annotation of a GenBank genome assembly.